UUCAUGUGGGCUCCUUUGUAUGUAGGUUUAUUUAUAGGCCUAAUGCAGUGUCUGGAAACUUCAAAUUCCUAAGAAAAAUGCCGAGUCUGAUCGUUGUGAAAUCGUUGAUCAGUUGAUCAAAGUGAAAUGGAUUAUGCUUACUCGAAGAAUCUUCAUUUAAAAGCAAGGCAGUUUUGCAGAGAAAGAUUCCUGAAAUGCGGGAGUUUGUAUCGGAAAGAUUUAUUUGGUCAUUACGGUUGUGUGAACGCUGUUGAAUUUUCACAUGAUGGACAAUGGCUGGUAUCUGGUGGCGAUGACAGACGUGUCCUGUUAUGGAACAUCAACAAAGCAACCAGACAAAAGAUUGCUAACAACUGUCAAUUGAAAACUGAGCAUUUGUCUAACAUCUUUUGCACAGUUUUUGACAAUGAAACAAGAUUUGUCUUUUCAGCAGGUAAUGAUGAAGAUGUAAUACGACAUGAUGUAAACAGAGAUGAAGCAGUUGGUCAUUAUGGUCAUGAAGAGGCUGUUUAUUGUGUUGCACUUCCAUCAGAUUGCUCAGAUAUCUUCGCCACUGCAGGAGAAUGUGGGGUUGUAUUUCUUUGGGAUGUUAGAGCACCUGAAGAAGAGCGAAUUUGCGUGGCAAUGUCAAGUGGCAGCUUUCAUGGUGUUGCAUUUAACCCAUAUGAAACAAAGCUUGUUGUAACAGCAAAUGCACAUGAUGGAGUCAGCCUUUAUGAUCUACGAAAACCUGACAAGCCUUUGAUGUUAUACGGAGAUUCAGGCCAACGGGAAAGUGCCAUGUUUGCGAAGUUCGAUCAGUUUGGCACAAGAAUUCUUGCAUUAAUGCGAAGAGCUGGACCAGUUCUCUUUGACAUCGGGAAAAAGAGGCGGUUAAUUGAGUUUAAUCAUCCGGAAUACAAAAAUAUUUGUACUUUGAAGAGCCCGUGCUUUGUAGGGGACGCUGAUCAGUUUAUUGCUGCCGGAUCAGACGAUUUCAACCUUUACAUAUGGGAGAAUCCUCGAGGGGAUGUGAUUGAAGAUUGCAUAGAUGAGCCGGCAAUGGUAUUGAAAGGUCAUCGUUCGAUCGUCAACCAAAUUAGAUACAAUCAUCACGCACAAGCAAUCGUAAGCUCUGGUGUGGAAAAAGUCAUCAAGCUUUGGAGCCAGUUCAAAAUGGAAGGAUGCACCGGUUACUUAAAAGGGAAGGACAGUGAGAGGAGACGAGAGUUCUAUUCGCACGAGGAAUACAUGCAGCUAAUUGUCGAGAGUGGCGAGCCGCUAAGCCAUGAUUACGGCAUGCGAUCUGUCGACGAAGACCCCCGAAUGAUCGCUUUUUUCGAUUCGUUAAUCCAACGAGUGAAUGCAGGUUGGUUUUCGGACGACUCGUCUGACGAUGAAUCGCCGAUGGAUGUUGUUUUAUUACAGUUAGCGAGUGAACUAAACGACGAAAAUGAUGAAACCAGCACUACUCCUAGUAUUCUUGAUCUGAUAAGGACAAUGAUGCGAAAUCAGAGUCAAGCGGAAUCGGCGGUACCUAGUUUUCUAAACAGGAGGCUCAGGCAGCUGUUGGCUAGUCAAAUGGCUUCGUUGACUGAAGAGAUUGACUCAGACAGUAGUUCUGGCUCAGAGCCAGCUAUUGAGGGUCAAAUACAACCGGACAGCGAAGAGAAUAUCCGCAGCCUGUUUCAAGGCAAUGCAGCAUUGCAGCCGGAGUCUGGUAGGCCGUCGUGUGAUAGAAGUCCAAGGGCGAGAAGAAAUAUUGAUAAUAGUGAAAGUAAUGUCCGUGCUGAAGGUCCAGGUGCUGGGAAUAGCUCUCACCCUAUUCGAGAGAUAUCGGAAAGAAAUACUGACACACUUACCACUAUUUGUCAUUGUAAGAACAGAAGAAGGCUGGAUGAAAAGCAAAAAAAUGUUGGUCAUUCUGGUGAUGGAAGUUUUGCUUCCGCUGUAUCAAAUACAUCACAUCCUAGUUCUUCGAUGGCACAAAACAGUUUUACAACUUUAAAUUAUAAAGGAGACAGAGAAAUUUGUAAUAACUCUGGUUUGAACGGCUUGGAUUCAUAUGAAGAUGUUAAUUAUAGUGACAGAAACAAUGUGUGCGUCAAUAGAUAUGAACGGAGAACAGACCAUUGUAAAUAUUGCGAUCAUUGUCGAGAAAUAGCAAAUACACGUGACGAUAGUAAAGACAUUGCAUUGUACAGCAAAAUAGAACCACGAGAACAAUCAAAAACCCGUUUCUUUGGCAGUGAAGAAAGCAAUAACAAUAACAGACUGUCAGAUAGUCCUACUUCCAAUAACCUGACUAGUAUUUCUGUCAGAAAUGAUAAAUAUUCAUCACAGCAACUUCCAUCUUCGUCAACCUGUAAAUCAGAAAAUGCUUCUCAAAGUUGUACAAAAUCAACUGCUACUGAUGAAGUAAAACGUGAUGACGUGAAACUUGAUGACGUAAUACUUGAUGACGAAAUACUUGAUGGCGCAAACCAUUCUAGUCAGUCUAGAGCGAAAAGACCUUUAUCGUCAGAAGUUCUUUUAGGCAGCUUUUCAGCUGAUGUCACGGCUGGGCAUAUUGAAGGCAGUAAUGAGAUAUCAGGUAACGUGCGUGAUUCGUCAAGUCAUGAAGAAAAUGAAUGUUUCAGACGCAGAGACCAUUGCCAGAAACGGAAAUACAGAAAGCACGAUGACUGACGUUAAACCAACAGUCUGUGAGGUUUUCAUUGAAAGGGCCGAAAUCCUGAUGACACAUGCACCAACUAUGUUCCUUAUGAUGUCAUUCCUAUCUUGUUAAAGUUGAAGAUACCUCCACCGUGACAUUGAAUAUUGCAAGCGUGAAGUCUGCACGUUCAAAAGUUACUUUUGUCCCAAAUUAACAUAUACAAAAACAAGCAAUGAAUUAUUUUCAAGGCUGCUCAAACCAAGAUUUCGCUUUUCGCUUUGUCCUUUGCAAUUGGCUCAGAGAGGAUUAUUCUGGUCCUGAAAUGUUGUUCAUUGCUCGGGUCUGAAUUCACUUAUCUACAUUUAGGGUGAAAGAACAAAUCUGAGUCAGUUGCACUUCAACAGCAUUUUACGCAGUCUUGUUUUGAUCGCGUUCGUUACUUCUCUUUACUAUUAAAUGUGUCAAUCAAAGCGUUAUGUCAUCCACGUAAAGGUUUAUUUAAAGGAAUGAAUAUUGGCGUACAACGGUCUUAACGCGAUUGUGCAAGGUGAAGGUCCAAUGGAAACGUUUGUCAUACAUAAAUGUUUGUUCUGCCUAUUAGAACUUGGUAAGAUCGCGUCUUUUUGAUGCUGUCCAAACAGCAAUGCGUUAAAGGACUAUUCAUUGAUUGACAGGUUUAUGUUUACCAGCUAUGUUCAUGGCAAGAUAUGUAGUGUGAGUUUAUUGCAACAAACCACCGAUUCUGUUAAUGGAAAAAGUAACAUUUUUCAACUGUCGUUUUGUAUGCUGGCUACUUUUCGUUCUUUAUUUAAAACUAACAAUUUA
Molecule: messenger RNA, 3460 nt
Organism: Rhopilema esculentum
Lineage: Eukaryota; Metazoa; Cnidaria; Scyphozoa; Rhizostomeae; Rhizostomatidae
Product: DDB1- and CUL4-associated factor 5
Biological process (GO): negative regulation of fatty acid biosynthetic process
Cellular component (GO): Cul4-RING E3 ubiquitin ligase complex; cytoplasm
Molecular function (GO): protein binding
Source: RefSeq, a predicted model, not a curated record